CUAGGGUUUAAGGGUUCAACAAUGCAGGGGUUGCCUCCCCGGCGCCAAAAGUCCUUCUCGACCUCUCCCCAAUUGGCGCGAGGACUCAUAUCCGAAAGUACCACUGCAACCUUGCCCUGACACUGAAAGACAUCGUAAUGGUUGAAAACAGAUUACUAGAUGCUGGAGUUACGUGGGACCAGCUGAAAGAUUACUACUACAGUAAAGAUGGAGGCUGCGGUAUUCCCCGGUUCGCUCUCUUCUCUGUUUGGAGGCCUCUUAAGACGGUUCGCCGCGACCCUCUUGCUGUUGCGUCUUGUGUGAAUUUUCCACUGGCCGACCUGGUCCCUGUGGAUCCUAUGCAGCCAUGUGGACAAAAUAUCCCCCCUGAAUUGUCGAAGAUGAGCGACGUCCCAACCUCAAGCCCUUCCAAGUCUGCAGCGGCCGAGGAAUCAUCUCACUUUUCCGGAAGUUACCUCGCUUAUUGUCCUACGGGGGAGACAAGACGGGGACAUGCUGGGCAUUUCAUUUCUAACCAGGAGCCAGAGAAUGUGCUUCUGAUUCAAUUGUUUGUAGCGAGAUGGAAGCCCGAGUGGCCCAGGGAAACAAGCCCACGAGAAGUCUAAUGGGAACGCGGUGCUUGCCGGGACCGUCCACAGCGCCUUUUGCGCUAGCAAAUCAGGAUAAUACGGCUGAGACAUGCGAGAGUAUAGAAGUGGGAGUCCUAGC
Aspergillus caelatus is the source of this 708-nucleotide messenger RNA. RefSeq lists its product as uncharacterized. Lineage: Eukaryota; Fungi; Ascomycota; Eurotiomycetes; Eurotiales; Aspergillaceae. The record is from RefSeq and is a predicted model, not a curated record. The transcript has a single exon. Bases 138 to 605 code for a protein of 155 amino acids.